CGGGAGUCACUCAGCCACACUACGCGAGGCACCUUUAGAAAAAAAAGUCAUCGGGGAUCUUUUCCACCCCGAGCAACGACAACAAACAAGUAUAAGGCACGUCGAGGUGCGGGAGAGUGGUGCCCAGGAGGCCUAUAGGCGGUGCACUCAAGGCCAGCCUCGCCGAUCGAUGCGCGUGUCUGCGUGUCCGAUCGUCUGGUGUCCGAGGUCGCUGGUCGGUACUGGCGCCGGCUGCAGCAGUGGUGGUAGGCUUAUCUGGCCAGCCUAGCCCGGCCUACCCCACCCCGGCCUACUCCAGCCUACCCCCACCUUGCCUACUCCAGCCUACAUCAAUCCACUGUGUCCGGCUGCAAUCCCCGCCCACUUCCCACUCUGUUCCAUACCAUCCUUCCUUUCUUCUUAUUCCUUCUCCCACGUCUUCGUUACACCUUUCCUUCCUCCCAUUUUCUCCUGAGCGCCCACCACUUGCUGUAACCACUUCCUACCGUGUCCCAUCCCAUGCUUCCCUUCUUCCCUGUCCCCUCCUGACUACUACCUCAUCCUCCUGCUAUACAAUCCCAUCCCACCUACACCCUAUUCCAUCCCAUCCCCUUCCUCCUCGUGUAUAGACCUACCUUCACUCCCUGCUGCAAUCCCCCCUUCUGUCUCUCACACCCUUAUUAUUCUCCCUCGCUCCUUCCCAUGUCCUCUCCCUCAUACAACACCGGAUGCCUCCCUGCUGGCUACGGAAAACACUGAACGUCGAGUUAGGAUGGGCGGAUGAUGAUGUACCGUCGCCCUUCACUUCACUCGUCGGGGUCCUUCCUUCAGCCCAUCCCGGUCCAACACGUGCAAGGUGAAUGAGGCGAGGAACUGACGCCGCGGCUGCAAAUGAGCGCACAUCCGGCACACGUCGAAGGUGCAGUGCUGAGAGUGGAGGACCUGCACCGCCUUGGACAGGGGAUGUGGCCUUGUGAGCGGAUGCUGCCGGAAAAGGGUCUGGCCGGUUCCGGGAUGAGCAGCAGCUACGGGCCUCAGCAGCACUACUGUCUGCGCUGGAACAACCACCAGCACAACCUCCUCGGGGUGCUGGAGGCGGUCCUCAACUCUCAGCAGUAUGCGGACGUAUCUCUCUUCUGUGAGGGCCAUGUCCUCCGGGUCCACAAACUGGUGCUCCUGGCAUCCUCGGCGCACUUCGAAAGGAUCCUGCAGGCGUCGCCAGAGGGGCAGCAGCCGAUCAUUAUUCUGGAUGGCACCCGCUACGCAGACCUUCGCGCCCUCGUGGACUACAUGUAUCGCGGCGAGGUCAACAUUGAGCAGGACCAACUUUCCUCGCUGCUCAAGACCGCCGAGACACUCAAGAUAAAAGGCCUGGCCGAUGUGGCGAGCAAAGAAGAGGACGAUGGCGGCGGGGGGAAGGAGCGGCGACUGGAGGGCGUCUCGUCCUCCACGCCGCCCCCAGCGAAGAGACCCAAGCCUUCGCCCGUGGAGUCCGCCCUCAGCCUGGCUCAGGAGGGCCGGGAGCUGCGGGUCAGCGGCAGAGACAGUCGACCAGACCUGCGGGACGUCAGAGAUCUGCCCAACUUUAACAUGGUUCCCGGCGGCUACCCACGGCGCCCCCCAUCACCCCAGGGGCCCAACAUCCCCUCCUCGGGUUCCCUUACCCAGGCCCGCUCACUCCUCUAUUCCUCUUCUCUCAUCCCCCGUCCUUCCCCUAAAAGCCCCGGCCCCACCCUGCCAGCCCCGCCCUUCUUCCCCAGCGGCCUGGUGAGGCCACGAUCGCCUCACCCACAGUAUGACCCCACGGCCGGCUCCAGCCUCCUGCCGCCCCGCACGUCCCCUCAGUCCCCCGUGCCAGACCCUAAGAUGGUGCAGCAGCUGGGAGUACCCCCCUUUGGCCUGCCUUUCACCCUGCCGCUCCUGCACGACUCCAAGAAGAUGCUGGAGCGCAACCCUCACAAGCUUCCGCCGCCCCCGUCACACUAUGACCACCACGACGACAAGGAUCGCCACCUGCCGCUGUGGCCUCCGCGGGGCGCCUCAGAACACGACCUCGAGCGAGAACGGGAGCGAGAAAGAGAACGUGAAAGAGAACGAGAAAGAGAACGAGAGAGAGAACGUGAAAGAGAACGUGAGAGAGAACGAGAACGAGAAAGAGUAAGGGAUCGAGAGCUAGAAAGAGAAAGAGAACGGGAGAACAUGAGGCUUUCAGAAAAAGAACUAGAACGAGACAGGGAGAGGGAGCGAGAACGAGAACGAGAGAACGAAAAACAUUUACCACAACAGCAGUCACAGCAGCAGCAGCAACAACAGCAACAGUCACAGCCACAGCUGCCGCCACAUCCACAGCAGAAGACACAGCAACAGCAACAACAACAGCAGCAACAGUCACAGCCACAACAGCAGCAAACACAUCAGCACCCUCAUCAAAAGCCACAGCAGCAGCAGCAGCAAGAAGCGAACGAGAGGAAGACGCCCACUCAGGACUGUGACAGGAGACACGACGACGACAAAUCCCUGAGUCCAACUGACAAGGACAGUCUCUCUCCUCCCGAGGACGCCAUCCUAAGCAAGACGGAGCUGCUGACCCCCAAAGGUGAGAUGGGCGAGGAGGAGGAGGACAGCGGGCUGGGCCCCGGCGGCCGUGACAACGGGACGUCAGACAUCACCAACACCACCUCCCGCCAGCGCAAUCUCUCUACCUCGUCCUCGGGGAACACCUCCACAGUGGAGUUGGUGAAGUGCCCGUAUUGUCCCCGCUCCUACCGGCACCAGAACAACCUGCGAACGCACAUCCGAUGCUUCCAUAAGGGUGUCAGGAUCCCGUGCCCCAUCUGUCAUCGAGGCUUCACCCGCUGGUUCACGGUGCGUUGCCACAUUGCCCGAGAGCACCAGAAUGUUGACUUCUCGCGGCCUGAGGCACUGCCCGCCCAGUUGCGUCGCGCCCUCUACCCUCCCUACCCUGAGUAGCGGGUCCGUCCUGUCGCCGACACCAGCUCCUGAGUCUCCCAGCAAAUUAGGAUUACAGUGCAGGCGGGUUGUUCACCGUCCACACAGACACCGCUGCACUAAUGUAAUCCCACUAACUCUCAUGAGUGUGCGUCAGCCUGGUUGGUGGUCCAGGGCGGGAUGCAUUGUCUGACCCACCAUACGUGAACCUGUCUGUGGCAACGAGCGUGGGUGCUACGUGGUGCUCUGUUCAGACGGCCGCCGAGCCUCAAGCUAUUCAUGUGUGGCUGAGCGACCUGUAGACAGCGAAUGCAAGACCUGCGAGGCCUCGCCAGCCUCCCGAGUAUUGUUGGUGGGCUGUAGGUGAUGAUAGUGAUAGUCAGACUGUCGGAUUCGCUCUAGGGUCUUAGCUGUGCUUGUGAAGCACGCUAAACUGUGUUAUAUAUGGUUCAUGGCCGGUGUUCAUGUAGCUUCAAGUGUGCUAAUAUCAUAAUCCCAAUAGCAUAAGCGUGGAGUCGUCAUGCGAAUCUUGUUAACUGUAGGUUUUAUUUGAAAUGAUUAUAUUUUAUAGGAAACUAAUCACAAAUCCAUGAAGGGAAGGUAUGUUUUUUUUCUGUUCAUAAUAUAGAGAUGAUUUCCGGUGUGGGUGCCUUAUGCUCAACAAAGCAAGCAUGCACAAAUGUUUGUAGAUAUACAGUAUUAUUUUUAUAGAUGCCAACAGUAUCCCUCCAGCAUAACACAAAAGUGGUCAGAGCCGGGAGCAAGUGUGGCGUAGCCCUGCGCGGCAGAGAGGCGCUGCCGCCCAGCCCGCGGCCCCUGGCACGGGCGUGGCGGGCGGCAGGCGGCAGGGGCCAGCAGCCUCGGUGCUGCGCCUCCCUCCCGCACAGCCGCGAGGCCCUAUAGAACAAGAUGCUCAGGUAUCCACGCUGGGUCACGGCCCAUCCUCAUCUACCUCAGGUUUCGUAUCCUUCUAGUGGUAACAGCACCUUCCUUGCUCACUCAGCCACGUACACAUUACGAGUAAACAUCUUUGCCCACCUCAAAAUAAAAGCUCUUAUUUUUUAUGACUGCUGAACAUCUUCCAGGGAAACCGUACAAAGCAACUAAACUAUAUUUUGUAUAACUCGUUAGUCAGUGGCAUCACCAUAUAAUAUAUAUAUGAGCCUGCCUCCAUUAUAGAGAUGUUAGUGUUUACCAAAAAUGAAGUCAUAAGAAAGUUUUUAGAUGAUACUUAACUCUCCUUUAGUAACAGUCGUUCAAUAUAUAUAUAUAUAUAUAUAUAUAUAUAUAUAUAUAUAUAUAUAUAUAUAUAUAUAUAUAUAUAUAUAUAUAUAUAUAUAUAUAUAUAUAUUCAGGGAAAAUGAAGGCUAACCUAACUCAGGAAAAAUGCGGUCACAUUCUUAGACAAAGUGAAGCAAACAUGUCGCUUUCAAGAGUAUCAGCCGCGUCGCAACUUGCUAGUUACUAGUACAACAUUCUUAUUAAAGAUUAUUCCCUGUCAUUCAGUAUUGCUCAAGUCAAGGAAGGAAGAAGUCAGUUAUUUAGCAACCUCGGUCACACUGGUGCUCCAAGAGAGAGUUUGUUUACCGUCGGGACACUUCCUCACGCAGACACCCCCUCCCCCCACCCCCACCCCCUGCUGCCGUUGUCACCACUGCUGAGGCGGACUGUCGAGGCACCGCUCCAUGGACUGCUUGGCCGAAGGUCCGCCUCGCCAGUGCCGGCAAGUGGCUCACACAUUCCAUUUAGUUUGCUGGGUGUUCUCAGCGGACCUCAGCGCUCCUCACUCCGAUCACAAGGAGACCAAACACUCGAUUCAUUUUGCUGCCGAAAAAAGUACCGAAAAAAGUAACGUUUAUGUUUGCUAAGUCAGUCCUUUGUACUGGAAAUAUGUCGUUACUUAAGUGUUUGACAGCGAAAAAUAAACAUUGUAAUAACUUUAAAAUGGUCGCGGUGAUUCUACUCUCGUCCGGCAAAUCCCAAGUCGAGGUCUGCGCCGCGGUUGUCUGCUGCCGUCGUGAGGUGGUGCGUCAAAAAAACUUUUUUUUUUUCGUUACAAAAUUCAUAUUCCCACAGUUCUCGAACAUUCUUCUCAGGAUUCCUAAUACAAACGUGUAUCUUUGUGAAUAUUUUGAUCUGUAUACACUGUUGCAAUAUGCGUGUUUAUAUUAGUUGGUGUAUGAGUUUAGUUUUAGGUGUGGCCGCUUUUGCAUAGCCGUAAUGCAUGUGGUGGAUAGUCGCAAGGACCUCACAGGGGCCGACCGUGUGCAGCAGCGCGAGACAAGACUCCCAAACUGUUACUUAGCUGCCGCACCCCCAACAGACAACAUACGUACGUUUUGGUGAACAGUAACAACAGUAGUACCCUGCCCACGACGAAUACCAGUCACAACCUCAGGAUUCCUUGUUUGCGUUCCUUUAUACCUUAUCCCCCCCUCCCCCCAAUCGCUGCCAGAAGGAAGCUCCUCUGCUUGCACCUCAGAACAUGUGAUAUACUGACGCCCAGUUCAGACAUCCCUGUGUGGUCCUAGUAGAUUUAACACAUAAUAUAUCUUUAUACAUUGAUUUCCCAUGUUCCUCAUUAUUAGCCAAAUGUGUGUAUAUAUAUCCAUGCUCCCAGUGCUCUGACCUGUAUUGUGUACUCUCUGAAUCAUCGGGAAGUGGCAGCGAGGUGCAGACAGGCAGAAGGAACUCUGUCACAAUCAGUUUCGGUGUUCUAUUCGGGUCGGUGGGUGCGAGCUCUCUCUGCACCGGUCCAGCUCCUCCGCCACCCGGCUUGGUCCACUGUAAAGGCCAGUAUGUAGUAUAUUGUUGUUACUUCGGGAGUUUGAAACGCUGGAUAUGCAGAGAAGACUGAUUGUGUCGAGACGGCCUCCCCCGCGCCGCCCCUCGCUGCCGCCGAGGGUGAUCAGUAUACAAUAGUCAGUUUUCAGUACAAACAAGAGUACUAUUUCUGAUCUACCUCACAUUUUAGGUUCUGAAAGUUUGUAUUAUAUUGUUUACAGAUUUAUUUUACUAUAUACCUGCCUGACACUGACGGUGGCUACCUCCACCUACUAAUGUGUGUGUGUGUGUGUGUGUGUGUGUGUGUGUGUGUGUGUGUGUGUGUGUGUGUGUGUGUGUGUGUGUGUGUGCAAAUUCUAUACAUGAGUGAAUUACUGUCGGUGAACACGUGUGCUUUUGUGACCAUAGAGCUCAACAAAAUAUUUCUUAAACCCACUCCUAUGUUACCAGUCAGUCACGUGGCGUGGCAUCUCUGUAGGGUAAAAGUGUUCAGUAUAUUGUAGCAUGUCACACGUUGUUGCCGAUGUGAGGACUGACGCAGCCUUGACGACAGGAAGCCUGUGAGCGGCCCUGUGACCCCGGUUGAGGGAGCGGGACUCUGCCACGCAGACACAGUGGCCUGACUGUCGCGUGCUCAGCCCCAAGAGUUUCCGGGUCAGCCUGGCCACACUGACGCCUGACAGACAAACAGACACCAGACAAACUUGGCCAACUUGACGCUCAGCGGAUCCCGUCUAGGAUAAUAAUUAAUCAGGUUUAGGAUUCUCUCCAGGAGCCGCCAAGGCCCUGGCUAAAUCUUGGCAAGGGAUCGACAAGAGUGUGAAUAUCCUUGUUAAAACUUGAAACAAAUUUUAGCGUAGCCCAUUCAGGGACCACACUUAUCUUUGUAGAAUAGGAACGACUGCAUUUAUGCAUCGCCUGUAAAAAAGAAAAUUGGGUAGGAGUUUUACGUAUUUUGUUAAAUUAUUUAAUAAAUACACUAAAUAACAUGUUUUAUGUUAGUUUGUUUGUUUGUUUCAUAAUAAAUUAAUGUAGGCUCGAGAUAUUAUGGGGCUAGUGUCUCGCAGGUGACCCGCUGCCCCCCCCCCCCCCCCCCC
Molecule: messenger RNA, 6809 nt
Organism: Eriocheir sinensis (Chinese mitten crab)
Lineage: Eukaryota; Metazoa; Arthropoda; Malacostraca; Decapoda; Varunidae
Product: protein abrupt-like
Exons: 12
Coding region: 871-2949 (692 amino acids)
Biological process (GO): regulation of transcription by RNA polymerase II
Cellular component (GO): nucleus
Molecular function (GO): protein binding
Source: RefSeq, a predicted model, not a curated record